CAUUGGCAUGGCCUCGCCCAGGCAGCAGCCCCCUUUUCCGAUGGCUCCCCCAUGGCAAGCCAGUGGCCGAUCCCGCCGCAGCACUAUUUCGACUACGAGCUCAAGACGCCUCGGGGCACGGCCGGGACCUACUUCUACCACUCGCACGUCGGAUUCGCGACGGGCACGGCAAAUGGGCCUCUGAUUGUCGACGAUGAUUCAGACUCGAAGCCGUACCCCGUGGAUGGGGAUCGCAUCAUCCAUAUCCACGAGCUGUUCAACCAGACGGAUCACACCAUCGCCGAGGGCCUGCGGGCGACGCCGUUUGUGUGGUCCGGCGAGCCGGGCGGGUUCCUCGUCAACGGCAACACGAUAUCGGACUAUCCCAUUGUCGACCGCGCCUCCGCCAAGCUGUCCGUCAUCGAGGUCGACCCGGGCAAGCUGUACCGGUUCCGGAUCAUCGGCGCCACGGCGCUCUCGUACGCGGCCUUUGCCUUCCAGAACCACAGCGACAUGCGCAUCAUCGAGGCCGACGGCCACUACACCAAGCCGCAUGAGACGACGCUGAUGCAGGUCGGCUCCGGCCAGCGCUUCAGCCUGCUGUUCCGCGCAAAGUCGUGCGCCGAGCUCGAGGCGCUCCGCAAGCUCGACUUUUACCUGCAGCUCGAGACGCGCGACCGGCCCACGAGCGUCGUCAGCUACGCCGUGCUGCGCUACCGCAACACCUGCGCCAACAUGAGGCAUCGCCACCUCCACGACCUGCGCGUGCCGACGACGGCGCUGCCCCGGGUCCGGCCCCUGGACCUGCCGCCCACCGUUGAGGGCUUCCUCGACUACCAGCUGCGGCCGCUGCACCCAAACGACUUCCCGGCCGAUUCCGAGGUCAGCCGCCGCAUCUUUGUCAGCUCCCAGCAGCGCAUCGACGGGUACUUCCUGUGGACGGACAACAGCGUCUCCUGGACCGACGACUACUUCCAGCGGUCGCCCUUCAUCAGCCCGGACGAGCCCUACCUGGUGUCUCUGUACAAG
Trichoderma citrinoviride is the source of this 1008-nucleotide messenger RNA. RefSeq names its product multicopper oxidase. NCBI's taxonomy places the organism in Eukaryota, Fungi, Ascomycota, Sordariomycetes, Hypocreales, Hypocreaceae. The annotation marks the transcript as partial. Gene Ontology annotation, molecular function: copper ion binding; oxidoreductase activity. The transcript has a single exon. The record is from RefSeq and is a predicted model, not a curated record.